Messenger RNA from Amorphotheca resinae ATCC 22711, 2043 nucleotides. RefSeq lists its product as hypothetical. Gene Ontology annotation, molecular function: acid phosphatase activity; metal ion binding. The transcript is spliced from 4 exons. The record is from RefSeq and is a predicted model, not a curated record. Lineage: Eukaryota; Fungi; Ascomycota; Leotiomycetes; Helotiales; Amorphothecaceae. Bases 1 to 2043 code for a protein of 680 amino acids.
AUGAAGACCACUGCGGCUCUGGCGCUGGGAGCGCUCUCCUCAGCCGUUGCCGUCCACGCCGUCCCCGUCGUCGACGAGAGCUAUCCAUACACGGGUCCCGCGGUGCCGGUCGGCGAUUGGGUCGAUCCGACUAUCAAUGGUAAUGGCAAAGGCUUUCCGCGUCUCGUCGAACCCCCCGCCGUCAAGCCCGCGACGAGCAAUCCCACCAACAAUGUCAAUGUCAUCUCCUUGUCGUACUUCCCACAGGGCAUCAAUGUUCACUACCAGACUCCCUUUGGUCUGGGCGUGCCCCCGUCUGUCCAAUGGGGCACCUCUCCCACUGACCUGGACUACACGGCGGUUGGGUACUCUCACACUUAUGACCGCACCCCGCCCUGCUCCAUGAUCGCCGCUGUGACUCAGUGCAGCCAAUUCUUCCACGAAGUCCAGAUCGGCGGCUUGAAGCCGGAUACCACGUACUACUACCAGAUCCCCGCCGCCAACGGCACCACGGCCUCGGAGGUCUUGAGCUUCACCACGGCGCGUGCCGCCGGCGACCCGAGAGAGUUCACUGUCGCCGUUCUCAAUGAUAUGGGCUACACCAAUGCCGGCGGCACAUACAAGCAACUGAUCCAGGCCGUGGACGAGGGCGUCGCCUUCGCGUGGCACGGCGGGGACCUGAGCUAUGCAGACGAUUGGUACUCGGGAAUCCUCCCCUGCGAAGAUGACUGGCCUGUCUGCUACAAUGGCACCUCGACCGAGCUCCCUGGUGGCUUUCCCACCCCCGACGAGUACAAGGUCCCGCUCCCAGCGGGCGAGGUCGCGAACCAGGGCGGUCCGCAAGGUGGUGAUAUGAGCGUCUUGUACGAAUCGAAUUGGGAUCUCUGGCAGCAGUGGAUGGUCAAUAUCACCGCCAAGGUGCCGUAUAUGGUCAUGCCCGGGAAUCACGAACCGAGCUGCAGCGAAUUUGACGGCCCGAAAAACAUCCUGACGGCGUACCUAGACGACGAUGUCUCCAAUGGAACGGCGCCGGAAUCCGAGCUCACGUACUAUAGCUGCCCCCCCUCCCAGAGAAACUUCACGGCCUAUACGCACCGCUUCCGGAUGCCGGGAGACGAGGUAGGCGGUGUUGGCAACAUGUGGUACUCGUUCGACUAUGGACUGGCUCACUUUGUCUCUAUCGACGCGGAGACCGACUUCGCCAAUAGUCCCGAGUGGCCUUUCGCUCGCGACGUCAAAGGCAACGAGACCAAGCCCACGCCAGAUGAGACUUUCGUGACAGACAGCGGGCCGUUUGGUGCCGUAGGCGAUUACAAGAACACUAAGACCUAUGCUCAGUACCAGUGGCUAGCUAAGGAUCUUGCCAGUGUCGACCGGAAGAAGACUCCUUGGAUCAUUGCCAUGUCUCACCGUCCUAUGUACAGCUCCCAGGUUUCAUCCUACCAAGCGGAUCUCCGUGCAGCUUUCGAAGACCUCUUGCUCCAAUACGCUGUUGAUGUCUAUCUUUCUGGUCACAUCCACUGGUACGAGCGUCUCUGGCCUCUUACCGGGAACGGCACCAUUGACACGUCUUCUAUCGCCAACAACAACACUUACUAUACCAACCCCGGCGUGUCCAUGACCCACAUCAUUAAUGGCAUGGCCGGCAACGUCGAGAGCCAUAGUACACUAGGUGCUGGCGACAAGGUCCUGCCAAUCACCACCGUCCUUGACUUCGAACACUACGGAUUUAGCAAGCUCAGGGUUAUCAAUGCUACAGCCCUCACGUGGUCUGUUGUCCGGGGAGAUAAUGGAUCUAUCAGAGAUGAGCUCACGUUGCUCAAGCGGAAGCCUUCAACCGGCACCAACUCCACCUCGACCUCUUCUUCCAGCGCUGCCGCCCCCUCUACCAGUGUGACCGCUUCCUGGACCAACGCGACCAGUUCUUCUCUUAGCGCUACUCCUGGCGUUACCUACACCACUGAGAUCGUCACGGCUUACACCACCUAUUGCCCGCACCCGACCGUUAUCACCCAGGGCUCCAGCACUUACACCGUAACUAAGGUUAGUUUCUAUCAAGGAUGA